This is a messenger RNA of Oryza sativa Japonica Group (Japanese rice), 2271 nucleotides long. Lineage: Eukaryota; Viridiplantae; Streptophyta; Magnoliopsida; Poales; Poaceae. The record is from RefSeq and is a predicted model, not a curated record.
AAAAGAAAAGAGAUAGAGAGGAAAGGAAAAAAAGAGUAGUACUAGUAUAGUAGAGCUACAUACAUAAAUGUCCCUUUUUCUUUUCUUUCUAGGUAAGAAAGGUGUAGAGAGCAAGAAAAGAAGAAGAAAAAAAGAGAUUUAAAAUGGAACAAAAGGGCACAAAAACAGUCACCACCACCACUCCCAAAUCCCUCUCAGAAAUUAGGACUUGUAGAGCCCAUCUCUGAGCCCCUGCCUUGCUGGCCCUGAACCUCUCUCUCUUCCUGGUUGCUUCUUUUGCAGUUUUUUUUUUCCCUUCCUCCUCUCUUGAUUGUGUUGUGCAGUUUGUUUGUGUAGUGGAGGAGGAGAUAAAAAAGAUACCCUGAUCUAUCUGUUCAUCGAGGCUGUCUGCAAGAUUUGGCAGGAGAGGUAGGCAGGGGGGGAGAAGCGAAAAAGCGCAUCUUUUUUUAGUCGUCUUGGUUCAGUUUCCUGGUUGCUUCUUUUGGAUCCUGGAGAGGAGAGGAGGAGCCCACCGUUUCUCCACCAAAAACCCAAUCCUUGCUGCUUCCUCCGAGCUUGAGAUCGAUUGGUUCCUUCCAGAUCUAAGGCCACCCCUUUCGGCUGCGAGAUCGAUCGCGCAGGAAUCUCGAAGCUAAUCCUAGAAAGAAAGAGAGAAAAAAAAAGGUUUCGCGAAGAAACGAGAGGAGGAGAGGGAAGGUAAAGGAAUGGGCUUUGUGAGGAAGUGGGCGAUGGGGAGGUGUCGGAGAUGAAGGAUGCUAUCUGCUGCGAUGGAAUACUUGAGAUCUUGCUGGGGCCCGGCGUCGUCGCCGGCCGGGCGCCCCCGCAAAGGAUCGGAUGCGGCGGGGCGGCAGGAUGGGCUGCUGUGGUACAAGGACGCCGGCCAGCUCGUCGCCGGCGAGUUCUCGAUGGCCGUGGUCCAGGCCAACAACCUGCUCGAGGACCACAGCCAGGUGGAAUCCGGGCCACUGAGCACCACGGAUCCCAACCUGCAGGGCACUCUUGUGGGCGUCUAUGAUGGGCAUGGAGGCCCGGAGACGGCGCGCUACAUCAAUGACCAUCUCUUCAACCAUCUGAGGGGAUUUGCUUCUGAGCACAAGUGCAUGUCAGCGGAUGUGAUUCGGAAGGCGUUUCGAGCAACUGAGGAGGGAUUCUUUUCUGUAGUUAGUAGUCAAUGGUCGAUGAGGCCUCAAUUAGCGGCAGUAGGCUCUUGCUGUCUGGUUGGUGUGAUCUGUGCUGGAAAUCUAUAUAUUGCAAACCUUGGCGAUUCCCGUGCUGUUCUCGGUAGACUUGUGAAGGGAACUGGGGAGGUUCUGGCUAUGCAGUUGUCAGCAGAACACAAUGCAUCCUUUGAAGAGGUCAGGCGAGAGCUGCAGGCAGCACAUCCUGAUGAUCCCCAUAUUGUGGUUCUAAAGCACAAUGUUUGGCGUGUGAAGGGUAUUAUCCAGAUAACAAGAUCCAUUGGAGAUGUGUAUCUGAAGAAACCGGAGUUCAACAGAGAACCUUUGCAUAGCAAAUUUCGGCUUCAAGAAACUUUCAGGAGGCCUCUUCUUAGUUCUGAACCAGCUAUUGUUGUACACCAAUUACAGACAACUGAUCAGUUCAUCAUUUUUGCAUCUGAUGGACUAUGGGAGCAUAUUAGUAAUCAGGAAGCAGUUGAUCUUGUCCAACAUAAUCCCCGCAAUGGGAUUGCUAGAAGACUAGUAAAGGCUGCAAUGCAGCAGGCAGCAAAAAAGAGGGAGAUGAGGUAUUCAGAUCUGAAGAAAAUUGAUCGUGGGGUAAGGCGGCACUUCCAUGAUGAUAUAACAGUUGUUGUGGUGUUCUUUGAUUCGAAUGCCAUAACCACUGCUAACUGGAGCCGACCUUCAGUUUCUCUUCGAGGGGGUGGUGUUACUCUCCCUGCAAAUUCCCUUGCUCCAUUCUCAGUUCCUACAUAGCUAAGAAGCUCUUUUUAAAAACAGCACCGAAUUUAAGAAUGCAAGAAGACCAAAAAAGAAAAAAAAAGAAAAAAAAGAGGAAGAAAAGGAAAAGGAAGAGAGCAUCAGUUGUGAUUAACUGUUGCGUGAUUUCUUCUGCGUUGUUCUUGUAAAACCUUUUUAGAUUCAAACUUGGUGACUAGUGUACUGAUAGCAAGGUAUAAGAUUAGAUUAUUCUUAGCUUUUCUUUUUCACCCCUUUUUUCACGCUCAUGGGAUAUCAGGUGGUUGUACAUUCUCUGGAUCAUCUUGUGAUAAUAGUUCAUCAUCCCUUAUUUUGUUAACUCCUUCAGAAAUCA